AAGAAGCGCCGAAACAACGCUGGCCCUGAUUCUCCCAUCAUCGAAGACGGUUCAUCCCGCCGCGAGAGUGAAGGCGUAGAUAAUCAUUACGGUGAGGAGUCUGGAGGAGAUGAGGCUGAUGGUUCCCCCAGCAUCGUCCAGCACCGUCCACCCGUUGUACCCGAGCCCAACAUCCCAGGCCGCAUGUAUCCGCCACCCGGCGCUCCUGGUUAUUCCUCCUACGAAGACGCCUACAACUAUCCUUACUACCCUCCAGGACAAGCUCCUUCUCAGCAACAGCCACCUCCUCAUCCUCAAGGAUCCAACCGAUUACCUCCCGUCUGGAGCUCCCAUGAACCCACUCGAUCGCCCUACGAUGGUCCCAAUCGGUCAACAUCCGGCGCUUCCGCCGGUUACUCACCCAUUAACGAAGAUGGUCAGCAAUGGUCCGCAGGUCCUCGUUCUGGUAACGGUGUCUCGAAUCCACCAGGUUGGCAAAAUAUCCUUCAAGCAACUCCGUCCAGUGCAGGCCCUCUGUCUUCAACCCGUGCUCUUCCAAGAACCUCCUCAGCCGAUCAGUCUCCGAUCCAAUCACCUGCUGAAACGCCCUAUGGUACAAAUCGUCCUCCUCGCGAAUGGAAUCAAGGUCCUACCGCUGUCGGUGGCAGUCGUCAGCAAUUCCAGACUCUCAACGCCCCGCUGUAUCCAUCCGGUCAACAUCGUCCUGGACGAAAUAGUCCCCCAUUGUACUCGGGAGGGAAUGGUCCGAGUCCAGGGAUGGCAGGUGGAAGUGGUCCGUCAGGACUAGGAGCUUAUGCAAGUACGUCGCCAAACAUCACUACUUUGGUUCGAUCGCCCGUACUUCCGGCGAUUUCGACACUCGAUGGGCAUACGCCGCAUUUGUCGUACUCGACUCCGCAGCAACCAUCGUCUAAUUUAAGAGAGACUGGGUACUCUCCACAUUUGCCCCCCAUUGGAGGUCGUUCAAGUACUCACGGAAACCACUCUUCAGACAGUAAUUCUCGCCCAUUUAAUCCUCCCUUUGGCAGCCGCGAUGGUCCAACAGACCCCUGAUCUUCUCUACUACUACUACUACUAUCAAGAAAUGGUUUUCCCGUUUUUUUUUUUUUCCGGCAACUCGUUCACGUUCAUUUGCUGUCCUUUUGUGGUUUGGAACGGGUCGCGACAGCUCUUCGGCUCAACACGGUAGGCAAGGUGGACAAGUGCAUGGGAAGAAGGGGGGGGGGGAAGGCAACUGGGAUUUGUUCAUCAUCAUCAUCAUCAGGAGAAAUAACAAUAAUAGCGAUUCCGGCCCAGUGCACCUUCCCACCGGUGAACUCUUUCUCUUGUGUUCUUUUUUUUUUUUACAACUCUUUCUUAAUCACCAACCCACCAACCACCACUUGUUUCACAACGUUGAGGUCGGAGCCAUUAGAUGAAAAACAAAAAUAAU
Messenger RNA from Cantharellus anzutake, 1432 nucleotides. RefSeq lists its product as uncharacterized. The coding region runs from base 184 to 1053 and encodes 289 amino acids. The transcript has 2 exons. Lineage: Eukaryota; Fungi; Basidiomycota; Agaricomycetes; Cantharellales; Hydnaceae. The record is from RefSeq and is a predicted model, not a curated record.